AUGUCGUUAACUCAUACAACUUGUCCAGAUGUUCGCUUUUUUUUACGAUUAAAUUUUACUACUAUUGUUAAUCGGCCACUGACUAAGUUCGAAUCCGAUUCGAUUAUCGUAUGGAGUAUUUUAUUAACAGCGAUAAUAAUCCCAAACGCAUUUUUGGUAGCUGUCAUUAUGUGCAAACGUUCGCUAAGAACUUACAGUAGUAUAUUAGUUGGAAGUUUAUGUGUUGCUAACGUAUUAUACUGCCUCAUUUAUAUAUUACCGGUAAAAAUUAUAGUCAUCGGAAAUUCUAUUCAUCCAUUUACCAAUAUCUAUUGCCAACUGUCUAAUAAUGUUAUCCGAUUUGCUUUUGUUUGUUGUAUGAACUUUCAUAUAUGCUCCAUAAGUCUAGAGAAAUUUAUUGCAAUCUCGUCACCGUUUUGGUACAAUCAAAUUAGCGUCUACAAGUCUGUUAUGUUCGUUGUUAUACUAUUAGUCUGUUGGAUAUUACCUACUAUGGUUGCAUUUCUGCCAUUAAUCAUUCACUGGUGGCGCGUAUGUCCUUAUUUUUGCAUUUUAUCGGAAAUGACAGCCAAUCGUCGAGUAGGCUUACAAGUAUGGAACAUAUUUUGGGCAUUCUUAAUGUUUUUAUUACCAACUUCUGUGACCAUUAUAUUUUACAUUCGCAUUUUCUUGGUUGCUAAAGAUCAUGUAUCUAGAAUAAGAGCUGAUAGUCAAGUAAGCUCGCCUACGAAUACACCAUCCAUUGCUCUAAAGGCAGUUAAAACUGUAGCUAUAGUUGUUGGAGUUUACUUAUUACUUCAAACGCCUUAUAACGUUUAUCAACUUCUUGCUACUAUAGAUAAAGAGCUAGGUUUACGUGUUCAUAGACUUAAUGUACGGGAAUGGUUAUUCUACCUUGCCUCCUUAAACUCCGUAGCUAGCCCAAUUAUUUACGGAUUUUUCAAUAAAAAUUUACGUGAUGGUGUUCUCUCGUUUUUUCGACGUCUUCAUGGCCCACGAACCGGACUUAGCACAACUAUUGUCGAACGCUUUUAA
Molecule: messenger RNA, 1035 nt
Organism: Trichoplax adhaerens
Lineage: Eukaryota; Metazoa; Placozoa; Uniplacotomia; Trichoplacea; Trichoplacidae
Exons: 1
Coding region: 1-1035 (344 amino acids)
Biological process (GO): G protein-coupled receptor signaling pathway
Cellular component (GO): membrane
Molecular function (GO): G protein-coupled receptor activity
Source: RefSeq, a predicted model, not a curated record